This is a messenger RNA of Hyaloscypha bicolor E, 1941 nucleotides long. Its product is annotated as putative polyol transporter 5. Gene Ontology annotation, molecular function: myo-inositol:proton symporter activity. Bases 1 to 1941 code for a protein of 646 amino acids. NCBI's taxonomy places the organism in Eukaryota, Fungi, Ascomycota, Leotiomycetes, Helotiales, Hyaloscyphaceae. The transcript has 6 exons. The record is from RefSeq and is a predicted model, not a curated record. Gene Ontology annotation, cellular component: membrane. Gene Ontology annotation, biological process: transmembrane transport.
AUGAAGACACCUCACGACGAGAAGGCGCGCAAGGGCUCCGUCUUCCUCGACGAGAGCCGCCGCAAAGCCAGCGUCGCAGAGAUGACUCAGAACGUGACUGGAGAAAUCAAGAACCCUCUCGCCGGAAUCUCCAAGGCCCAAUUGAUCCAGGACGUCGAACAGUUCGCCUCCGACAACGACCUGACUGACAUCGCCGAGAACCUCAUCAAAGGCGCGUUGGUAGCACAGAGCCCGCAUCACAUCGAUCAGAUCCACGAGCUCAACGACGAGGAUCGACGCAUUCUGCACGAGGAGGUCACGCACAAGUGGAAGCAUCCGCGAAUCCUCUACGUGACCAUCAUCUUGAACUCCGUUGCAGCUGCAAUCCAAGGAUGGGAUCAAACUGCUUCCAAUGGAGCCAAUCUUACCUUCGCCGAAGCUCUGGGAAUCUCCGACGAUUCUUCAAUCUGCCCGACCGCUGCCAUCUGCAACAAGAACUCCUGGAUCAUUGGAUUUAUCAACUCUACUCCGUAUAUCGCCAUCUGUGUCUUCGCCGCUUGGAUCUCUGACCCCCUCAACAACAUCCUCGCUCGUAGAGGCACCAUCUUCCUCGCCGCGAUCUUCAGCUUACUUGCUCCCUUUGGUAUGGCACUCUCGCAAAAAUGGGGCCAACUCGUCGCGGCACGUGUUUUGCUUGGUAUAGGUAUGGGUUUGAAGGAAGUCACUGUUCCCGUCUAUUCUGCAGAAUCUGCUCCGACCAAUAUUCGAGGAGCUCUCGUCAUGUCAUGGCAGAUGUGGACAGCGUUUGGAAUCUUGAUUGGAACCUGUGCUAAUCUGGUGUUCGUUCAUACGGGCAAGAUUGCUUGGCGACUCCAAUACGGCGCUCCUUUCGUCCCAGCGGUUCCGCUCCUCCUCGGUAUCUGGUUCUGCCCGGAAUCUCCUCGCUGGCUUCUGAAGAAAGGAAAGGUGGCCAAGGCAUACAGAUCACUUCUCCGACUUCGAAAUACUCCACUCCAGGCUGCUCGAGACUUGUACUUCAUCCACGCUCAACUUGUCUAUGAGGAUCUCCUCUUGGAACAGAGCGGGCUCGCGAAGACGGGUAAUUUCUUCACUCGGUUCAUCGAGUUGUUCUCGAUUCCUCGCCUUCGUCGUGCUACUCAAGCAUCUGGUGUAGUCAUGAUUGCCCAGCAGAUGUGCGGAAUCAACAUCAUCGCCUUCUAUUCCUCCACGAUCUUCGUCCAGUCUGGAGCAGACAAUGUCGUUGCUCUUCUAGCUUCCUUCGGCUUUGGACUCGUCAACUUUGUCUUCGCUUUCCCUGCCCUCUGGACCAUCGAUACGUUCGGACGUCGAGCCCUACUGUUGUUCACGUUCCCAAACAUGUGCUGGAGCCUUCUCCUCGCCGGCAUGUGCUACUGGAUCCCACAAAGCAGCCGUGCACAUCUCGGCCUCGUGACCUUCUUCAUCUACAUCUACGACGCCUUCUACUCUCCCGGCGAAGGACCGGUGCCGUUCACCUACUCCGCAGAAGUCUUUCCGCUCUCCCAUCGUGAGGUCGGCAUGUCUUGGGCCGUAGCAACCAACAACUUCUGGGCAACAGUCGUCUCUAUCACCUUCCCACGACAACUCAAAGCCUUUGGCGUCCAAGGCGCCUUCGGCUUCUAUGCAGCAAUGAACUUCAUCGCCUUCUGGAUGAUCUUCCUCUUCUUGUACGAGACUAAGCAACGCACUCUUGAGGAGUUGGAUUACGUCUUUGGUGUCCCGACGCGUACGCAUGCGAAAUAUCAGCUGACGCAGGUGCUGCCGUGGUGGUUCAAGCGCUGGGUGCUCUUCCGUAAGGAUGCAGUCUGCCCCGAGCUGUAUAAGUUUGAGGAUGAGGCCUGGACUGAGAGUGAUGGGGAGCAUGAUAAGGGCAUUAGCUCUGGGGUUGAUUUGAAGAAUGGUCAGCAUCAGGAGGUCGUCUGA